Xyrichtys novacula (pearly razorfish) is the source of this 18289-nucleotide messenger RNA. The record is from the annotation of a GenBank genome assembly. Lineage: Eukaryota; Metazoa; Chordata; Actinopteri; Labriformes; Labridae.
UUUUGGAAGUCCCUAAACGCAGCAUAGGUGAAUGUGAAACCCGGGAUAUGUUGUUGUCAGUGAGCCUCAUCACAUCCUACUGUAAGCUACAAGUGGAUGACAGCACGUUUUACAGCUUGCAUGAAAUAAGGAGCACCGGCUGUGUGAUCAUCGGUACCGGUGAAGUGUUUUAAACAUGCAGAGACCCCCGAGGCUGUUUUGACGACGUUGAGCUGUGACUGCUGCUUCCCUCCUGGUGGUCGUGGACUGGUUGAACAUCUGACGAUUACAGUGGAGUCUUUACGAGGUAAUGCCAUUGAAAUGUUUUAAUUUUUAUCAUUAUGAUUAUUUGAUAACAUUUAAAUUUAGUUUAAACUAUGUUUUCUUAAAUGUCUUUGAAUUAUUAAUUGAUAUUUCUUAAAUCCACCUUAUGGGUUCUGUUAGGCCUCAAGCCAUGCCUCGGUCCUCAGCUGGGCUGUGAAUCCGCCAAAACAUCACGUCGAGCGGGGAAGUUGGCGUUGUCACCGCGGCGGGAUUCCUCCCGAGGUUAGAUCUUGUAUUACGGUAGAAUAAAGUCAUUAAGCAAUUAGUGACAGACAUUAUAAUUUCUAAAUGUGAAAUAUAUUAAAUUUCGACAGGCUUUACAUAUUAACAUCCAGUUACAUUCGGACUGUAGCGAAUAACUAUAGCAGCCUGUUGAUUAUCAAUGAUGUUAAAGCAGAUGUGAUGAUGACACCCAUAAACCUAGCCGUGCUAACCCUCCUAACGUUUUGUUGAAGAUGUGUUACUCUGCAUUAGAUUUGUUGUGAGUAAGGUUACACUUGGUUAAGUACGCUUUCAGCCUUUCAUUUUUUAAGCCAACUGUGUGAAUGAAAGUGGAUCCUCAACACCUGCAGUCCGUCUGAUACAGGUCUUGGCUGUAGCCUGUAGCUUCUUGGUUUAAGCUUUCAGGUCAUCUGUAUUAAUGUCAGGGGGUAAUCUUGUAUGAAUGGAUUUAUUUCAAAUGAGGCCAUCUUUUGAAAUAGUUUUGAACUGUGGUUACAUUUCAUAUUUUUAUUGUUGAGUGUAUAUAUAACUCAUUUCAAACACAGCUGAAUCAAACAAUGAAAAACUGAGCAGGCAACACAAAUGCUAUGUGACUUACUACAGAAAAUCAAACUUAGUUUUCGGCUCUAAGUGGAGUGAAAUCUUCCUCUCUGACAUCUGGUAUGUGAUCCUAAUAUGUCAUCAUAUCAUAACCAAACAUAAAUCAAUCAACCAGGCUUUCCUACAUCCUGUACUUAAAGUCUACAGAGUGACAACCACACACUGUAUUAAGAGGGUGAAACUUCAGCAGCUGUUCAAAAUUAUAGUUUUCAAAUUAACCCCAGACGUAAACUGAAAUAGGGGAGAGUGGGGUAAGAUGAGUCAUAUUUUGGAUCACUACAUCAAGGCAAUCCUAGUUUUGUCUCUAACGAGUGUAUCUGCAUAUAUUUUAAGAUGUUGUGCAUCUCUGCAAACCAACAGAAGGAGUAUAAACAUGACUGUCUUGAUAAUUUAGCAUGCCAAAAAAAGUGGUCUCUUAUUGUCAACUUACCCCGUGUAGGAGCGGGGUAAGUUGAGCCGUAUCCCUACUACCUGCCCACUCUCCACCCCAGCCCUCAUUCACCUUCUCUCUCCCUAGAUAACAGUCACUUCUUCACAUUCAUGUGUAUUUUUAUCUAUUAUACGCUGUUAUACACUUUCAAGAGUAAGAAAUUUUUAUUUUUAUUUUUUUUAAAUAAAAGUCUAACCCCUUCCCCCAUUUGCCUCUUCUAACCUUUACAGACUCCAUGAAUUGAUGCCCAUCUUCUAAAUACUUGGUCACAUGAUCAAUUUCUUUUACCAUUUCCCAGCAACAGGAGGUGGCUCAACUUACCAUUUGGCUCAACUUACCCCACUCUUCCCUAAAGCUCUUUUGAAAGCUUAUCUCAAACAAAAGACUGUCAGAUGUCAGAGAGUAGCUCUGUGUGAUGAAACAAACAUGUAGAAAAGGUAACAGGAUAUGGUGCUUUACUAAAUCAACAGCAGCUAACUUACUCUGGAAAGAUUGUCUCCAUGAUUACAGGAAAAUGCUAUGGCAUACCAGGACUGCCUACUACUCCUCCCUAAUAGAAGAAAAUAAAAAAAUAUCCCAGGUACCUUUUCAGCACUGUGGCUAGAAUCACAGACAGUCAGAGCUCCAUUGAGCCAUGUAUCCCUCUACCCCUUAACUGUGAUGAUUUUAUGAGCUUCUUUAAAGAGGGGUUAUUAGAAAUUUUUUUCCAGACUUAGUGAAAGUGCAAAAAUGUGAGACUUCACGCCUUUUGCUUUGAAUGAUGACAAACUGGAGCAAACCCAAAAUCAAUAUUGGUAUGUAGGCAUGUUGAGUAUGGACAUGAUAACCCCAGAGAAUCCAGUGGACAUUAAAAACACAGUUUCAGUCAGGCAUUUGUAACUAUUUUGUUCUUUAAGGAAAAUAAAAAGAAGACAUUUUUAUAGCCUCCCAUCACAUACACAUUUGGACCACAUGGGACUAAUUCAAACAAAACACACAACACAGAGACUCGAAAAAAGUGGAUCACGAUAUCAAAAAUAGGGUUUUACAAUACCGAGUAGCCAAAAAGUAAAGAAAUUCAUCCAAAAGGGUAAAAGUGAGUUUUUCUUUAACUUGAAACCAACUAUUUGGUUGUAUUUGGUCUCCUGUGUCACCUCACCAGUCAUCUCUGUCCUGCCCCUGACUAAAACAUCUGUAUGAUGUGCCGUCUUCUUGCAGGGCUGAGUUACAGACAUGCACCCACCACCUCGACAUGACUACGUCUCUGUAAACUUUGCUGAAAAAGGAGGUGGAGGCUACAAUAACAGUAAGCAGUGGAGGAGGCAGUCCUGCUGGAGGGUGAGUGAGUUGCAUCAUGAUCUGUGACACGUCCUUUUUUAUUUUUUUUUUACAGCGCUUUCAUUUCCUACUCUGCUAAUCCCUGAUAAAGAUAGAGACAUUGCAUUGGUCUGGUAUCCUGCUUUUCCAGCACUAAUACUUGCCAAAAGAAGAUACUGUAGAUCUGAGAAAUGCAUGUUUUUCUAUAAAACCAAGCUAUAAGUAUGCCUUACAAUUACAAAAAGUAUUUCCCUCAGGACAGACAAGUUAAAGAAUAAAAAGGAAUUCAAUACAACAGUUAUUAGAACGGUGUUGCUCGACAGAAAGUCUUUAGCGAGAGGAAAAUCCUCCAGUGAUGUCCUGAGACUGCUGGUGGUGGUUGUGGUGGCUGAUGACUUGCUGGGAAUGGAUGGAUGAUGAAUGGUAAUGAUGAUUCUGCGCAGACAAGGUUGAGAUAGAAAAGAACAAGAGGCAGAGAAAAAAAAAUCGUAUUUAAAAACAGUUGACAAUAAGGGUGUGCCGCUGUGCUAAUAGAUAUAGAGGCUAUUGUCGAACAGCUGGUUUACCAGUGACUGCCCUGAACAAUGACUGCAGGAAGAGUGAGUGAGCAUGAGAGAGGAAAAGAGACAUAGGAAGCUGAUUCUGCAGAUAUAGUUUUCCUGAUUGAAUUUACGCCAGAGCUGGAAAAAAAAUGUGGCCUGGGUUGUUUGGACUUUUUACUGUUAUUGCUGCAAUUGCAUCAGAAGAAAAGCUGGUGCUCGGUGCAGCAACAUCGCAGGACUUCAAGACAUCAUCUGAUUCAACAGCUGGUGUAGCUUAGAGAAUUUAGUCCAGCUUUUUGAACCUUUGUCAUCUCUGGAUCCUCCACUUCAAGUCUCAUAUCUUUACAUACUGUUUCCCACAAUGUAAAAUGGGACCAGCAUGUAUGGCAUUAGUUUAUCUACGCAGUGAGAAAAGGAGGCUCUAAUAUAAUGACUGAAGAACAGCUCUGUGAUGGUCUGUGACUCCCUUUUUUAAAUUGUAGUGUGAAGGUUCACCAAUAUAAUUAUCAACCAUUUUUUAGGUUUGAAGGUCUUUACAAACACCCUGUUUUGCCUAUUCCUGGUUCUGUUUAUUUUUAUUGCAUUAGGUGAAAAGAUAUACUCAAAUAACUCAACUCUUUAGGUCAGUGUAGACAACUCCUACUGUACCCAUUUUAUCCAAUUAAUCCUGACAAAGAAGAUACAAAUGUUAGAAUAAUUUUGUAUCCACAUUCUUUGUUGCAGAAGUAAGUGUUGAGUAGAUUCUUUCAAAUGUACUGCAUGAUUAAAAAUUGCUGAAAUGUUAAAGGGGUUUCAUAAAACUGUUUGUUAUACCUGUGGUUUUGUAAAGAAGUAUGUUUUCUUCAAUAUCUUCUCUCUCUCUUGUGUGCCUGCAGAAAUGGAAGCAGCUUUCCAGAUUGCAGCGGAGCCUUAUCCUCUUCUUCCUCGUGCUUCUGUUCAUUUGUGGAAUUGCCAUCUAUCCUUCUGUUACUGAACACCUUAGGGGUAAUGCUACCACACAUCAAACAUCUCAUGUAUUCUAUUGGUCUACAUUAACCAAUUAACCACAUGUUGUGAUGCCUACUGAGAGAUGGAGCCAACAGAUUAACCCAUGUUCAGAAAUCAUUUGGUCAGCCUGCCAUCUUUUGAUAAUGUGACUGUAAUACUUUUAUACUAAAAGUAUAUGUUUGUGUGUAUGUGUGUGUUUAGGCCUUACAGAGAGAGAGCAGGACACAGACAGUAACAGCAUACUGAGGCCUGCUGUCCCUCAUGUCCUGCCUGAGCCUGUUAAACAGGAACAACUACCACUGCCAGAACAAACCUCCCAGGUACUACAUCUUUUUUUCAACUUUUUAUAGAAACUGGGGCACCUACUUGCUGAUUAUUUUUUCAAUUUGUUGUCAGAAUUAAUUAAGAUUGACUCAUUAUGAUAGGCCACAAGUUGAGAAGUAUUGAUUCAAAGUACAAUUAAAGUGGUUAUUGACAUAGUGAGAAACAACUAUUAACAGACACAGCACCACUCUGUGGGAAAACACCAACAUUAAUCAUCACCAUCACAACAUCAGUGAACAUCGUUUGAGUCUUUGAGACUUCUGUAAUAUAAUUGAGCAUAAAUUCAAAAAAUGAAUAAAACAACCUUUAAUUUGAUCUCUCACAUGAAAAAUUCUUCUAUACGAAAAGAACAGCUGCAGAAGCUUGUGUCACUGAUUUGCAAUCACAGACUCAAUAAGUUAUAAGUCACAAUUUUCACUUGGCCAAUACAGUAUAUCAAAUAAACAUAAGAGUCAUAGAGUAGAGGAAAUGAAAAUAAAGUCACAGCUUCUGCAUCGUCAUGGAUAUUUCUUUGCACGGGCGUAAUAGAGCUUGCAACAGGUGUGACUAAGAUGUAAAACACUGAAGGCUUUAUGUAAAUCAUCUUUCGUGUUUUAGAGCAGUGACCUGACUAGACAUGCUGAGUGGAUCAAUUGCAAAAGAUUACCCAUUCUCACCUACAGUUUAACAUUGUAGGAGAUUUAGCUCUGCAAAGUUUAAAGAAACUGUUUUUUUUUACAUUCACAGUUAACCAGAUUAAGAUGCAUAUUUCUGUUUGUGGUGAUGGAAUUUAAGAUUUAACCCUGAGCACGUACAGUGCUGCUGCAUAACAGUAUCUAAGUUAAAGUAGUGAUUUUUUCUUGAGCUUUAGUAAACAGAGAGUUUCACUUAUGGUGGGAAAAUAAUGCUUGAAAUGAAAAAGUAAUUGAUGAACUGAAAACUCUUGUUUAUUUUUGUCAUUUUCCACAGAGGAAAUUAUCCAACAAGAGAGGUCCACCCAUCCUCCAGAAUCGACUGCAGAGGAAAGGAAACAAUUCAGACACAGGACUCAGGGAGAAGCCCGCUGACAAACGAAAAGAUGGCGAGGAGGGGGUCAUCAGGUAAGACAACCUAAAAUAAAUCUGCUUGUGCAGAAUAUAUUGUAUAUUACUUUAACCCUUGGUGUCUUUCAGCUGGCACGGGGCAGUGAUCGACACUGAGCAGGGCACAGAAGGAACUAAAGAUGAAGAAAAUAAAGAGGCCUCACCUGCCAACCAGAAGGCCAAACCAACAAAAGUAUCAGGUACCGCCUGCUUUAUUUCCAGAUGUUUUUUUAGUCCAAUUAUCUAUUUAAAAUAAAAUAAAAACAUUGCUUUAAAGAGUGUGAGGGGUUUGCCUGUGAUUUUGGUAUCAAUGGAACAGUUGUUUUGAAUACACGGUCCAUUGUUAAGUCUUAAUGUCUUAAUCACCUGGAUAGAUUUGGACUGAAUAAUAACAGGCCUCGUCUGUGUAAACUUUGUGUCCCAGGAGCCACCAGGCUGGAGGUGGUGCGAGAAUCCUUCAGACAUGCAUGGAAAGGUUACAAAGACUUUGCUUGGGGCCACGAUGAGCUCAGGCCCCUCUCAAAGUCCUACAGCGAGUGGUUUGGCUUGGGUCUGACUCUCAUCGAUGCACUGGAUACCAUGUGGAUCCUUGGGCUCAAAGAAGGUAGACUAAAUGCACCAUAUUUUUUGUCUGUUUUUAAAUGUUUGGGAUGACUGGUGGGCACAGAGAUGAACUGGAAGAGAUAUGAGAGAAAAACAGCUGCACUUUGCCUUCAGAUUACUUUAUUUGCGUGCAGGUCAGAGUCGCUGCCAGUCGAUUUUUGCCUUUAAACUUUGAACCUUUGCCUCGAGAUUAGUUUGUGUAAAUUAAAUCCCUCUCUCAAGGUCUUUUUGUUAUAUACCGUUGAUAUGAGCACUGUGACAAGUGUUUAAGGAGACAAACCAGAUCAUAGAUAAAACCAUGUGUUAUAUUAAUGACAUACUUUCAAAUUAUCUUGGUUUAGUUUGUAAAAAAAUAAUUAUUCUGUGUCAGUUCUGAAUAUUUUCUCUUCCUGUGUUGCAGAAUUUGAGGAAGCCAAGAGCUGGGUGGCCACAGAGCUCACAUUCAAUAAAAAUGUGGACGUGAACCUGUUUGAAAGCACCAUCCGUAUUCUGGGAGGCCUUCUGAGCACCUACCAUCUGACUGGAGACACUGUGUUCCUCGAAAAAGCUGUGAGUCAUCACAUAAUCACUUAUUUAAAAAGGAACGAUGCAAGCACAAUGUGUGCACAUCGUCUGACGGUUGAAUACCAAAAGGUUGCAGUCUUAUUAUCCACACUUAAAAAGACAAAUAACAAUUAGUUGAUAAUUUGAUUCAUGGUUUUCUUGCCUUUUAUUUACAAACACCGGCAUGUGAUCUUGAUCCUCUCCCUCUGCAGAAAGACAUCGGCUCCAGGUUGAUGCCAGCCUUCAAUACCCCAUCAAAGAUCCCCUACUCUGAUGUGAACAUCGGGAAAGGUACAGCCCAUCCCCCUCGCUGGACCUCAGAUAGCACUGUGGCUGAAGUAACAAGCAUCCAGCUGGAGUUCAGAGAGCUCAGCCGCCUCACAGAGGAGCCACAGUACCAGGUAAUGCACACUUGGAUUCAACUACACUGAUCCAAGGUCUGUUGAGAAAAAACUGAAACUCAGGUGGGAAGAAGCUUUCAAAUCCACCAACCCAUCUUUCAGGAAUCUUCUAAAAGCUACAGGUAAUUAGUGUUGUAACAUAUGGUGUGCUAGCACUACUAAUGUGGCAACAGACCAUGUAAACCUUGGAUUUGAUGAAAUGAAAGCACUUGCUUUAAGACAAGACAGUGUUCUUCAUGUUCUGUAAAGAAUACUUGGAAAUUGGUGGUACUGGCCAAAUUUGGUAUUGGAUUGAAUUGAUUACUUCUGAAGUUCUUUUACAGGCAAUGAUGGCUUUGUCAAACUACUCUGAGUCAGUCAAAUAAAAUCGAACAAAUCUGUUAAGUUUUACUCAUCAGACCUGUGUUUUUCCCAGGCUGCCGUGGCUGAGGUCAUGAACCAAAUCCACAAACUGGACGGCAAGUUAGACGGUCUUGUGCCGAUGUUCAUCAAUACAAACAGUGGACAGUUCACCCACCAAGGCAUCUACACACUGGGGGCCAGAGCGGACAGCUACUACGAAUACCUGCUGAAACAGUGGAUACAAGGAGGCAAGAAGGAGGACCAGUGAGUCAGAUUACAGAUAAUCAGUAUUCACAUUUACGUGAAUGGAUGAAUUUCAUCGUAUGAAAUUCAUGGGGGUGUACUGAUACAACUUUUCCAAUACAAUACCAAUAUUGUAGCCUUCAGUAUUGUCCAAUACUAAUAUUGAUCUGAUAUUGGCACAAACUUAUGCAUGAUAAGUUGAAAUGAAAAUUCUGCCACAGGGACAACAUCACUCCUACUCCUUGGUACUUUGUUAGUACCUUAGUACACACUGUUGUUGUGAUCACAUGGGCUCUACAUGCUGGAUCAGGGUGCUGCUAGAUAGAGGUGCUGGAGCGGAGUCUGGAAUGGACUGCUUGUAUCAGAGUGCUGAUAUCGGUUAUUUUAGAUGCAGGCCGAUAUAAUUUUCUGUUGAUAUCAGACCGAUAUCCGAUAUCAGUAUCGUAUCGGGACACCCCAAAGCACUACACUAUCAAAUAACAUCAUAAAUUUUUACAGAUUUCACUUUGGAUUCAAUAUUUAACAUACCACUUUAAGUCUGCUGUACAAAGUAUUGGCCCAUGAUCUCCCUGAUGUUUAUGGGUGAUGUCAAGCUGAGAUGAACAUACAGCCACAUGUUCCCCAAACUACUUUUAUCAAACUUUUUCAAUGAUUGAUUUGAUGUAGCAUGCCUGAUCAUCAGAUGUCAUAGCUUUCACCACACCUACCGGCUGUUUUGAAUCAAAUCAACCAACUUAGAAUACAAAUUGAAACGCUUUGAUAUCAGUGGACAGAGUUCAAUCAAGUGUUGAAGUUAAUCCGGUAGAAUUGUUCUUGGCUGCGUUAGGGGGACUGACAGAUUAAUAAACAGGAACAACAGCCUCCUCCAGACACUCAGACAUGCUCGUGGGCAUGGCUUAGAUUAAGCAGCUUUGAGUGUCUGAAUUAUUUGUGUCAAGUGUGUUAUCUGUGUCACUUCUGGGUUCCGGCCUACAUUAAUACUUGGACAAAUAUGCCGCUGCACGUCUGUUCUGAGUAAAAAAUACACAUAUUUAUUCAUGCUGUGUAUUUCUACAUAUAGAAUCAAAAAUAUCAUCUUUAAUGAUUGGAUGCAAAUCUUCUUUAACCUUCCCACCAAGGGCUUUAUUAAGUGUCACGCGUUUUUUAAGCAUGCACUGAUUACAGUGCUAGCUCUGCCUCUCUGCAUAAAUGACAGUGAUUUGGUUUCAUAAUGAAAAGCAAACUCACUUCAUUAUCAAUAUUUAUGAUCAGUACAUUGAGAUGUAAAUACUUGUGUUUGGGUAUAAGGAAAAGUUAUGUACAAUUUAAUGAUUAAUCAAUGCACAUUACAAUCAAAUAUUCAUGUUUAUCUCUAGGGGUGUCCCGAUAAAACCUUUUUACCUCUGAUACGAUACCAAUAUUGUAGCCUUCAGUAUUGGCCAACACCAGUAAGGGAUACGAUAUGGAUAUUGGAUAUUGGUUCGAUAUCAGCAAAAACAAAUAUCGGAUUAUAUCAGCCUUCAUCUAAAAUCUACAAUAACAGCACUCCAAUAUAAGUUGUCCAUUCCAAAUAUCAAUCUGAUAUUAGCCCCAACUUGUGCGUGACAAGUUUUGCACUCGGCUGUAACAUCUUUUUCGGAGUUAAAAUUCUGUCACACGGCCGACAUCACUCCUUCUUCUUGCUACUUUGUUAGGACCUUAGUGCAAACUGUUGUUGUGAUCACAUGGGCUCUACAUGCUGGAUCUGGGCGCUGCUGGAUAGAGGUGCUGGAGCGGAGUCUGGAAUGGACUGCUUGUAUGGGAGUGCCGAUAUCAGAGAUUUUAGACGUAGGCCGAUAUAAUCCGAUAUUUGAUUUUUUUUGCUGAUAUCGGACCAAUAUCUGAUAUCAGUAUCGGAUUGGGACAUGCCUAUUUAUCUAUGUUGUCAAAUGGAAAAAACAAUGGUUACAUCAUUGUGAGUGCCAAUGCUGAUGUGAUGUGGGUUAUUUUAAAAUGUCAUUAAUCUGCAUUAGUCUAUCCGUAAAACAAACCAACACUCAAAGUAUUUCUCCUUUCACAAGUAAAAGGAGGUCUGAAUGUUUGGUAUUACAUUGCAGCAGUAAAACAUUGUUCUAUUUGUGUCUGUCUUUAGGUUCCUAGAAGACUAUCUGCAAGCAAUUGGAGGUGUAAAGAAGAACCUGUUACAGAAGUCUUCUCCAAACGGCCUCACUUUUGUCGGAGAGCUCUCUCAUGGACAAUUCAGUCCUAAAAUGGUUAGUUAUAUAAAAAACCUUCUUUGUUUAAGUUUUGCUUCCUCUUUCACACUGCAAACUACUUUUAAAUUGUGAGUUUCUGUCAAGGUCAGUUGGCAUGAACAGUGUUGAUAAGUGUGUUCAAGUUAUUUCCAUUUCGAAAAAGAUUGCAGUGUUGGUCAGAGUUGCUUAGUCUGGUUACAUAUGCACAGGUCUAUCACAUGUACACAUAAUGCCCAGUUUGGUAUAUUUUACACUUUGAGAUCCACAGUAUCCAAGCCAGCAAAUCAACUCUUCUAUUUUUAAAGUAAUAACUCAGGUCAGGUUGGGGGACAAGAAUACCUCUGUUAACAGUGUUGGUUUGUUUCAGGACCACCUGGUGUGCUUCUUGCCAGGCACUCUGGCCCUUGGUGCUCAUCACGGCCUCCCUUCUGAUCACAUGGACCUGGCCAAACAGCUGAUGGAGAGCUGUUACCAGAUGUAUGUCCAGAUGGAGACAGGCCUCAGUCCGGAGAUCGUUCAUUUCAACAUGUAUGAGGGCAGCACCAGGGACAUCGACGUAAAGGUAGACUGUGCCUGCUAAUAAUUAUACAGGAGUGUCCUUUAAAAGCUUGAAUCAUGUAUCUAAAUGCAGGAGCAGAAAAGUAAACAUGACCAAAGUUGCCCUCUGAUCACCCUGGUUCUCAGAAAAAAAGUCAGGGGAAAUGACUUUGAAUAAAGCGGGUUUGCCGGAAAAUCCGACACAGCUCCUAAUUUCUUGUUUUUUCAGUGCUAUGUUUUCUGUGACAGCUGGCAGACAGACACAACCUCCUGAGACCAGAGACUGUGGAGAGCCUUUUCUACCUGUACAGAUUCACCAAGGACCCAAAGUACCAGGACUGGGGAUGGGAGAUCCUCCAAAACUUCAAUAAGUACACGAAGGUCAGUCAAGUCAUACUUCAGCAUGAUUCUUAAUGGUCCCAACUAGGGCUGGGCGAUAAAACGAUAACAAUAUAUAUCAAAAAAUAAUUUCCCUUAAUAUCGAUAUCAAACAUGGUCAAUAUGCUUUUCGAUAUUCUGCAUUCUGCCAUGUUUUGGUAGACUAUACGAAUAGCCAAUGAAAAGGGGAGUUGCUCCGGGUCCGCUUCACGCUGAACCAAUCAUGUGCUGAAUUAGAACCAAGUAGCAAACAACUGCUUAGUAGCAGACUGUAACUACACGCAACCAUAGCACUUGAACACGUGAAGCCGACAGCACUGUCGGUGAGAAAAAAGAAAAUGAGUGGUACCCCCGGCAGAAAUGCAGAUGAAGGCUCAACAGGUGAUGAUGUCGUCAACAACACUGGCACGAAAAUGUCUAAGGUGGGGAGGUAUUUUGGUUUUUUUGAGGUCGGACAUGAAGCAGAGUAAUGUGCACUGCAAAUUAUGUUGAGUACAUGUUCUUGCAAAGUCGUUAUAUAUCGUGAUAUAUAUGAUAUCGACUGAUAUGAAAGUCCUAGUCCCAACCUAAAUUUAUCAGAAUGGUGAGUGGUGAGAAUGAGUGGUGAUGGCAUUUCUACAGCAGGCUUUAUUAACCUGACACGUACUUCAUGGCGCUGGUUUGAGGCUUCAAUGUUGAAUGAUUUAAUGAUAGAAAUGAUCGUGUUGGUGAUGGUAUAUUUUGCUUUUGUGGUUUAUUGAUAUCUAUUUGAAUCUGUUUCAUAAUCAGUUAAAAAAAGGUCCUUACAGGGGCUUUAAAAUGAUUCUCAGUGUCAUAGAGUCAAGGCUCACUCCUUUAAGGAUUAAGGCUGAUCUAAUAAACUUUUUGUCCUCUGAAGUGAACGUGUGUGUGUGUCUUUUCUCUCAGGUUUCCUCUGGGGGCUACACCUCUAUCAAUAACGUGCGAGACCCAGACUACCCGAGUCCUCGAGACAAGAUGGAGAGCUUCUUCCUGGGAGAGACACUGAAGUACUUGUACCUGCUCUUCUACGAUGACCCAAACUUCAUCAGCCUGGACCAGUAUGUCUUCAACACUGAGGCUCACCCCCUGCCUAUAUGGGCUGCCACCUCAUAACGCAAACACAAACACACACAAAUACACACAGAAAGUCAAAAAAAGCGCAGAUAUGGACAUUCCAAACAUCUCAGGGACGUUCUGACAACAAGAUGAUUCCUGUUUCAGUAACAGGAAUUCAAAAAAGAACAAUGAACAUGGAACACACAAAGAGGAAGCCUCCGUUUUCUAAUUGAAUAAGAUAUUAGCUAAAUACAAACAGCCAUGGAGAAAACUAAAGCUUAAGUCAGUCUGGCCGAGCCUUUUUUUUUGUCAACCUGACCAGUCGUGGACUCCUGAUAGUGACAGAAGUUCAUGCUGUAGAAGCUUUUCGUCAUCCAGACCACUAAUUCAGCAAAAACCUGAUCGUGACUUGAAUCAAAGAUGUCUUAACCGCAUUUUAACAGAAAGAGGAGGACCGCCGGGUAGAACUGAAACAUUUAAGUCUGAAGCUGCUUGUAGCUUUCAUUUCAGUCACAGUCGUGAACAUUUGUUUCUUAUAGUAGUAACGUUCGUUUUUUGUCAGAAAACCUUUAAGAAACUUUGAAUGCCCUGCUUCAUUUUCUUUUUAUUAUAAUGGAAAUAGUUUCGUAAGCAGCAUUACGAAGGAAAGCCUGCACCUAAUGGUGGAAAUGGGUAGAAAAACACACACUUGAGGACAGUGUUCAGGGAAAUCUACUCACUGUUUUUCUAAAUGGACAAAUUGGAUCACGCCACAGUGCAACAAACCCAGCAGCAGUCAUAACAGCCACUAUCAGUAGCAUUAGAGAUAGCUCUUUGCCAGCACUUCAAUGUCAUUGUCUUGUCAUCUGGAACAACUGACAGGGAGGCUGGAAGCUGUAGUUCAACCUGUCAAAACUGGAGGUGAUUGUUUCAUUUUACAUGUUCUGAAUGCUGCUGUGUCGCCUUUUGACCACGUAAAGUAACAGGGGAUUCAGGGCUGUGAUGUUAUUGUAAGUGUGACAAGCCUAUUAGAGCGGCAUGGUUUAUGGUUUAACCUUGGCGUUCGUCACAUGGUUGGCAUUGUUGAAUAAGUGAUUCAAAACACACUGUGCUGCUACUCUGAAUGUCCUGAUCAUUUCUUGACUGUGGACGACUGCACAGACAUAUUAGUCACACCAAGUGCGAGUAAAACCAUCUACUCACUGAACUCGUGAAUUGUGCAUAUUUACCUGCUUAAUCUGAAAGAAUAUUUUGAUUGAUGCGCGUGUUUGUAUCACGUCUGCAGAGUGCCCUAAAACACGUGUGAUUAGGGAAGAGGAGAGAAAGAGAGGAGGAGUUCCCACAUGUCAUGUCAAUCUGUUUACAUAGAAAAUAGCAGAGGUUGACCACGCUGUGAGGAUUGGUUGAUUUCAAAUAACUUACCAGAUAAUCAGACCUCCUCACUCUUUUUCCUCCGGUUGAGCUCUUUUUUUUUACUCCUGCCUUAACCCCAAUUUCCACAGCAUCCGGAGCAGCUACGAAAACGCCGUAUCCACCGACAGCAGCUGAUGGUAACCGUUCAAGUUAAAGUGUCAAUUUCCACCGACUUUAUUCUGUUCCGCUGCGGAUCGCAAGAAUUCUAUUUUUUCCGGACGCCAGAACAUGCUGGAUAAAUUCAUCACAGAUUAACCCGUGCUGGAAAGGAAGUCGGGCACAGACACAAAAUAAAACAUCUGGCUACUUUUCAAAAUAAAACACAGCGUAUUUCAGGUGGAUCGUAUUUCACACUCUGCAAACAGGCGGGGCAAACAAGUGAAAAGUUUUUUUGACAGCAUUUCACCCAGAUCACACCAUGUAUGAGAAGAUGCUAAUUGUAGAAGUCUAGAGGUGGAUUUCCUCCUCUGGAAGAACACAAUCUACUGCUUGUAUGGUUAGUCUCUGUGGCUGUCUUUAUAGAAACAACUCGAUAUCGCGUGAUUGCACGUAAAUUUGCGCGUUCUUGUGAGUUCUCGCGAUUACCGCUGUCUGUAAUCCGCCACGAAAUUCUCCUCACCAAUGGAUCCAGUAGGAAUUGGCGGACAGUGAAAAUCGCAGCUGAUCCGUAUCGGAGUUCCGGAUGUGGUGAAAACUGGGGGUUAGUUAUCUUGACGUGAACAUUCGCUUGAGUUAAGAUAUUUCAACUUUAGCGAAUUUGCCCAAUUCAUGUCUUUCUCGUGAAUGACUUGCUCAACUCUCCCAAAAAGUCCACUUAAUUCAAUUCGCGCUGCACAAUUCGUGUCAUUCACCCUGUCUGAGUCGAACAAGCGUCUAAUCGUGUCUUUGUGUGUAAUUCACCUGUGCAAAUGAUUUUACUUGCACAUGGUGUGACCGCCCCAUAAAAGAUUUGAGCCCAAAAAAGUAUCCCAAAAAGUUUAUUAUUAUUAUUACGAAAAUUGGGGCUUCGUGAAAACUCAACAGAUUGCUCUAUAGUCAGAAUAUUGAACCGUCAAUGGAAUAAGGGAUGCCCUGAUACUGAUCCCACCUGUCAAAUUGGAGCCAUUAUCAGCAUUAUGUAACUGAUCAGGGAUUAGCAAUCCAGGCAAUCUUCAGAUGUCGUGAACUCAGCACAAUUCAUGGUGCAGAACACACACUGGACUAACUUAGCAUUAGCAACUUUGUGGCUAAUAUGUCAGCAGUUUGGACAUUUUGUAAAGUAGAAGGUGAAAAUGACCCCAACAGCCACUUGAAAUACAUACAUAACCCUUGUUUGGCGAGUCAAUAGCAAUCAUCCUGUGUUCAACACAAUUAGUUUGAUAUGAAACAUUACAGAGACGAUGGUUUAAUUCAUCACUUUCAACAGCCAGCCUAUCUGCCCCAUAGAGAAUGUCCUGCCAUCAUAAUAAAGCACAAAGUAAAUUUAUUUAUUUAUUGGUGAGACUGUAUUUUAAAGUUAGACUGAGAUAUACCAUUUUGUGACUGAGUAGAAUAAAUUCACUCAUGAGUUUUGGCGGGACUAAGUUAAUCAGAAUAAGGUAGGGAAACCUUUAUUGAGCUUUCUGCUUUCUCAGUAAACUUCACAGGUAGGAACAGAAGGUGAGCUUUGGUUCUGGAAAGAUACGACCAUGAGGCUGAAGAUUAUGCGUAUAUUUGACCAUAUUUAAGAAACGGUUGAAGGCAAAUAGAAAAAACAAAAGUUUAUUUGCCAGGUUUAAAACAAAAUGAAGCUUUUUUUUUUUUUCAUUUUACCAUGCACAGAGAUUGCAGUGUUAGUUUUUUUCCCCCAAAAUCACGCAGCUCUGUAAGCUUGGAGAAGACUAAACGGUUUUGUUGCACCAACUCCUCGACCGCUGUGCUGGCAUGUUUGCCCCUCCAGGUGGCAGUCACACCAUGUGUAAUACAGUCGGAUUACCAUUAUCUUCAGAAAAUGUAACUGAAGUGUCCUGACGGGCUGUGAACAAAUCCCCCAGUCAGUGUUUGGCUGUUUCUUCAUGCUGUGUUCAUGUCAUAUGGGAAAUGUGGCUUUUCUGCAUGAAAGCCCUCCUUUAGGAACUGUGAUGGAGACCUCUAACUAGACAGAUUAAAUGAGUUUAAAAAUGAAUCAGUUAGAGGGGCAGCCCUUGGCUUGAACCACUGUAGCCACAAUGGUCAACAUAAAGAGGAGUUAAAGGGUCAGUCCGCAAAGAUAGAGAGGACGUUCAAACUAUAAAUAGUUGUGCCAAAUACAGAGAAAUAAUAACUCAAAGGAAAGUAACUUGUCAUUUUGACCUCAUCCAGAGAAAUUACAAUCAAAACACAGUCAUUUUUACCUCAUUCAACCUCAUGUCUGAUAUUUAUCCUCAUCAUGAUUGCCUUAAGGCUCUUCAAAGCCUGUUGACUACAGUUCCUAUGUUACACAUCACAGCAUAUACAUGUGAGGAAAUCUAAUGAGCAGGUUGAAAAAUGUAUUUCUGUUCAUGGUAAUGCGCCAAACUUUUAGAUGACAGUGAUGUGGGUUUCUUUGACCUGCAAUAAAUUUGAAUUUGACAUCUGUCUGAUAAACUUGUGCAUUUAUGGCAGAUAAAGCCGUUUUUUCCCACAUGACAUGAAUACAGCAUCAGUGAUUUACCUGGGGCCAAGGUGACGUCGAUUUUGCCGCCUGGCAUUAGAUUUUCCUCUAAACUGUGAAGCUUUGUAAUUUUCUGUGGAGCAUUGUGGCUCCUUUUUUUGAAUGUUCAGCUUCUUUCUUCUUUUGUAAAUUUUUCUUGGUAAGGUGUAGCAUAUCUUUGCUUUUCCCUAAAAGUGAUUAUUUGGGAAAUUUGAUCGUUGAUUUCAUGUAAUAUAUUGAUUAUUGUGUAUAUUUAAAGGUAUAAUUGCAGCUAUCUGAAGCUCUCCUUGAGCAUAUGGUUUAGUUUUCCGUAGUAGCAGCAGCAGCUUUGGAGCAGCUGCAGUCAUUCCUGUAAAUAUUAUUCCUUUACUCGAAUCUUAGUUAUUAAUUCUAAAUCCUUAUAAAUUGUAUGAAGACCAAACUUGUUAAUAUUAUUUUCUUGGUGUUGUCUCACUUGUGCCUUUACUGUUGCUUUAGACAACAUCCAAAAGACAACCGUUAGCUUCAUUUCUUUCCAUUUGACCUGUCUUUGUGUAAUUGCACAUAAAAUACAAUGUAAUAUGGAAGCCCAUUCCUGCAAAAAGCAAAAAAAACAACUUGAUAAUCAAAACAGAAAACAUAGAUCUGAAGUUGUGAUGGAAAUUAUGACGGACAAAUGAAAACAAUGCAAAAAAAUAAUUGGAUAAUUUCUUAUUAUGACAUGGUCAGUUUUAUUAAAUUCAAAAGUGAAACUACGGGAAAGAAAGUCAUAAUAAUGAGAUCAAUUGUAAAAAAACAAAAAACAAAAGAUCAUUUAAAAAUGACUGAAAGUAAUUAUUUGGGACACAAAGUCCAGAUAGUGGGCUAAAAUAUCUGUAAUGCGAACUAUAAUGGUUAUAAUUAGUUCAGAAGAGCCUAGAAUAUAAGCUACAAAAUCAAAAUUGAGUGCCUGUAAGGACAAACUAUGAGCUAUAAAAUCUAAAAUCAAGUUAAAACUGUAAAAAUAUGAGCCAGACCAUCAACAAUAAGCUAUAUGAUCCAAUGUAUGAGUUUGAAAGUCAAAGUUGUGACAUUAAAAGCCAUGAUAUGAGCUAAAACGUCUACUCUGAGUUACAAAGCCUUAAGUGUAAGCUACAAGAAAAUUUUUGAAAAAUUAAAAAAAAUAAAUAAAUACAUUAAAACAAUUAAAUAAAAAGAUCUGGUACUUUUACUUUUCAUCUCAUUAUUGUGACUGCUUUUUUUUUUGUUUUUUGGCAGUAAUGGGCUUCCACAGUAUGAGUAUUACCACUGCAGAAGAGAGUAUUUUUCCAUUUAUGUGACAAAAAAAUUGAUAUAUUUAUAUCAGUCCUUUUAACAUCUAUCAUUAGCUUUACAGAAUAUCCAUCUUUACCAGUGUGUAUUUUUAAAUCUUGAUUAUAAGGGCUCUAUUGAUCCCUCCCUGGAUGUAUUUCAGCAUCACUACCGAGCCAAAGACACACUGAGAAUCCAAUUUGACCCUGCUGUUUAAAUUGUUUGGGAUUUUAAAAAUUUAAAGCCAUUUUUCCAAAGGCACCUUUUUCAGAUUUAAAAAAAAUAAUAAAACUAGAAGGAGAUAUUUUUAGUGCUUUUGAUAACACUUUGGAAUGUGUGGGUUUGGAGUGUGGUGUUAAUAUUUUAGGAUUAAAGUCAUGGAGGAUGAAGCAGGAAAUCGCACCUCUGGAUUUGGGUUUUUUUUUUCCUUUGUGUUCUCAAAAAUUGUAUUUUUUCCACAAAAGUUUAUUGAAAGUAGCAUCACCUGGAUAUCUGUCAUAAUGCAUCCUCCUGUGGACCAUAUUAGAAGGAGACACACUACUGCAAUGAAGGUUUACAGCUUAUCAUGAAGAGUGAGCGGCCUGUGCAGUCAUGUGUGGGAGCACCCAGAAGUCAUCCGUUUACAGGAGUUAUGGGGACUACCUUUUUUUUUUUUUUUGGUCUCUCUUGGAUACAUACACUGCCAUUUCCUAUCAUCUUGGAGUUACAAUAACCUGUAGUUAGAGCGGUGUGGCUUCUUAACACGGUUUACUCUUUAUAAACAUUCAUGAGGGCUAAGAGAAGACAUCGGAGAUUCAGCUGCAGUUACGUCAUAACCAAUGUAUUAAAAGGUUUCAGAUUCUCUGUAGAUAAAGUUUGCAGGUUUACUCAAGCCACAGUGGGGUCAGCGGGUGUCAGUGUUUUUUAUUUCAAGCUGUG